AUGGUGAACACGGGAAAGCCUUCGGGCGGCUGCAAGCUGUGUAGAGCCAGGAGGAUCAAGUGCGAUGAGGGGAAGCCGUUCUGCAUGAGGUGCAAGAAGUCGCGGCGGCAAUGUCCAGGUUACCGAGAUCCGUUCGAGGCCAACAUUCGCGACGAAACGCAAGCGACCAUCAAGAGGUUCAAAAAGUCGAGAGGCGAGGAGAGUUCCGACGAGGAAGGCAAAGACAUUGCGCCCGUUUGCAACAAGCAGUGCUUGAAGACGGUUGCUGGUCCGAAAUACAAAACGUUCGAUUACUCGAAUCCCGCCGCUUUCCCUUACUACAAUGACGACGAUACAACCGAAGAAGACGAAGACAUUCCAGCGUCUAUGUUCAAUUCGCUGGAUGAGCAGGCCUCUUGCUACUUCCUUUCGGAAUUCAUCAUUGUCCCGUUUACGCCCACGGCCCGAGGGUACUACCGCUUCCUUCCUCGGUUCCUCAGCGGAACGAACGUCUCCAAAUGUCUCUCUCAGGCUUACAAGGCUGUCUCUCUGGCUGCAUUGGCCGGCCGGCGUACGGUCAAUGCCAGUGCUGCUCUGUUUCACGCACAAGGUCACUAUCUACGGGCGGUUCGGGCCGUCAACAAAGCUAUAAUGGACCCUGGAGAGGUGCUCAAUGACCAAACUCUAGGGGCCGUCCUGAUGUUGGCCUUCUACGAGAUUUUAACAUCUUCUCGAGACUCUAUCGCCGAGUACACGAACCACAUGAAAGGUGCGGCAAUCAUUGUCAAACUCCGGGGCCAAAAGGGACUCGAGACACCGGAAGGCGAAGAGAUGUUUGCAAUUACCCGAAACCAGUGCCUCUCUAUUCACUGUCUCCCAAACUCCCCUGAGGUGUCCGAAUUCACAUGGCUUCUGCACCACGAAUGCCGGGGUCGGAUGCAGCAUGCUAUUGCUAGCAUGGACAUCCAGAGCAGUCAGAUUCGGCAAGACGUCGAUCGAGUUCUCGGAGCGGGGGACCGCAAUCCGGAGACAAUCCAGAAGGUUCUCGAUGCUCUCAAGCGUGCUCAGGCGUUGGAGGCCAAAUUUCGCAAACUCAACAACGAACCAAGCCCGCAGUGGAAAGUCGAUACCGUGGAGUGGAUACUGGAGCGAUCCGACGACGAACUCGAUACGACGUACACUUUCCCAGGGCCUGUGUACGGAUUCUUCAACUUGCCUCUCGCAAUCUUGCACGUCGCCACCUGGUGCUGCCAUCUGAUGCUCACCACGACCAUUCUGCGGUGCAUGGCCUGGCUUGUGUCUCCCGACGACUACCGGAUGGGCGAGGAGUAUGAAGAGCUGAAACGCUCGGCUAUCCUGCGAAUCGAAGAUACCAUCGCUUCGACCCCUUUCUUUUGCAGGUGGAAUGGCUACGGCGUGGUUAUGGCUCAGUUCCCAUGCGGCAACACCAAGCCAGAUGACCCUUUGAAGGGUGCUGCUGGACUGAUGGUCUUGUGGCCCAUGGUCACGGCCUGCAGCAGCGACUUUGCGACUCCCAGACAGAGAAGGUUCUUGAGGGGUCGUCUUAAAUAUCUGGCAGAGGUUGCUGGUAUUAGGCAAGCCAACGUCUUCUACAACAUGCACGAUAUAUCUUCUCCAUCCCGAGAGAUCGAGCGAGACCGCAGAUCCGGAGUCCAUUCAUCUUCUGGGGCGGACGCUUUGCUUGGUAUGCCCUUCUGA
This is a messenger RNA of Colletotrichum phormii, 1698 nucleotides long. RefSeq lists its product as uncharacterized. The record is from RefSeq and is a predicted model, not a curated record. Gene Ontology annotation, biological process: regulation of DNA-templated transcription. The transcript has 3 exons. The coding region runs from base 1 to 1698 and encodes 565 amino acids. Gene Ontology annotation, molecular function: DNA-binding transcription factor activity, RNA polymerase II-specific; zinc ion binding. NCBI's taxonomy places the organism in Eukaryota, Fungi, Ascomycota, Sordariomycetes, Glomerellales, Glomerellaceae.